UGGAAACAUCUCUGCCCGGCACUCCAGCAAACAUCCAGCAGGCAUUUUAAAUCGUCACAGGGCCGCCAUGAGUCCAGCAUGAUGUCGGCUAAAGUUGCAAUUCAGAAGUUCUCGGUCCCCUUCUCCUGUGCUGCACGCCUUUCUCAGCAAGACGAGUCGACCCAGAAGGGAUGUAUCCAGGUGAAGGCCCUGACACUGCAAGACCUUCAAGAGAAUCCAAUCUUGAGCAAAUCAAGCCCUGUUGCAGUUAUAGGAGCUCUGGUACACAAUGAGAACCAGGCCCAGGAAAAUCCAAAGCCUUCUCCUCCUCCUGGGGGAGACACGACGGCUGUUCAGGUCCUGGUCUGUGCUGAAGCUUCCCAGAGCGCUGCGCUCGCCAGACCGUUUGAGAAACUGAUGGCUGAAAGCGAAGAUCAGCGUCCUGCAGCGAAGAGGCAGCUGUCAUCAGAGAGCGCAGCCAGGACAAUCACCGUGGUGAAGAAGAGCGCUGUGAGGAAGGAGGCCGAGGAACAGAGGCACCUGAAACCGAAAACACACCUGGGACAGAGUGUGUCACCGUGUGCUGCGACGGCAGGGAAGAGGAGGCGUCGAAAAGACCUUUUUGCUAACUCUGAGGUCUUCCGCAGGGUCGACUCACAUGUCAUCAGGGCAGGAACAGAGCUGAAGGAAAAGUGCAUGUAUGAUGUAAAGGUGAUAGUACAGAGGAUUACACAAGGAGCCAGGAGUGAGCUGGAGAAGCUUCGUGCCAUCUGGGUCUGGCUGUGCCACAACAUCGAGUAUGAUGUGAGCGGGUACCUGGGCCACUCAGAGAAGCUGAGCUCCCCCGAGGAGGUGAUAGCAGCCGGCCGGGGUGUGUGCUGUGGCUACUCCAGCCUCUGUACAGAGAUGUGCAGAGAGGUGGGCAUUGAGUGCCAAGAAGUUCCAGGCCACAGUAAGGGCAUCGGGUACCGCCACGGCCAGAGCCUCAAGAAUGUGAAAUCUGAUCACCUGUGGAACGCUGUGCUUCUGGGAGGACAGUGGUUCCUAUUGGACGCCUGCUGGGGAGCAGGACGAGUGGAUAUGGAAAAUGAAAGUUUUGUCAAAAGGUUCGAUGAUUUCUAUUUCCUAACGGACCCAGAGGAGUUCAUAGAGUCACACUUCCCUGAUGAGGAAAAAUGGCAGCUCCUGGACUUGCCCAUCACACUGGAGGAGUUUGAGAGGAGGGUCUUCAAGACCUCAGCCUUCUUCACCAUGGGGCUCAGGCUGCUCCAGCCUCAUCACUCUCACAUUGUCACAGAUGAUGGCGAGGCAAAUGUGUCCCUCGGCUUCUCCAGGCCAGUAACUUUUACCUAUGAGAUCACUCAGCACCAGGAUCUUCUCCACUGUGGAGCUUCAGAGCAGAAAGAGUCCAGCAACUCUUCCUAUGGCCUCCUAACAGUUUCCCAUCGGAGCAUGAAGCUGCAGCUCCUGCCACCUGCAAGUGGUAUGUAUGACGUGAAGGUUUUUGCCAGACCUGAAUCGGCCACCACCCCUCUGGUUUGGGUCUGCUCCUUCACGGUUGAGUGUCCGACCCCCAGGGCCAUGGAGGAGAUUCCAGAGAACCCCUUCUUGUCUUGGGGCCUGCAGCCUGUUGCUGGAUCCCUGGGCGUCACAGGCAGCAGCCAGGGCAGCGAGGUUGCUGAGGUGGAAGAAGGUGUUUUUGAACUGGUGUUAAAGACGUCAAGGCCUUUGAUGAUUCUGUGUGAACUGGUCCACCCAGAGCUGGAAGCUUCUGUAGCCAAGCGGUGCCUGGCUACUCAGAUUCAACUGAACGCCCUGACUUGCCACGUCUUGUGUCCCCUGCGUGGUUUCUAUCGGCUAUCUUUGUUUGUGCGGGAUUAUGAGAAAACAGAAGUCAAGUUCCAGAAUGCUGCAAACUUCCUGUUGCAUUGCAAAGGGAAGGUGAUCAAACUGGAUGAACUCUUCCCUCCAAACAUGGGCUCGGCGUGCGGGCCGGGGACCCGCACAUCAGAGGCGGGGCUGUCCAAAUUCAGCCACACAACAGCACUGGUGAGCACCCAGCAAGGCAAGUGUAACGUCACCUUUCACAACCAGCGGGACCUCGAGCUUCACACUGUGCUCAGCAGAGAGGAGACCAAAACAGCAGCCAUCCCUCUUUCACGCUACGUCUUCUGCACAUACACAGACAGCAAGGUGACAGUGAGCGUAAGCCUACCCGACGCUGGGGUGUAUCGGCUGGGUCUGUAUGCCAGGCUCACCCCUAGUGGAGAUUUCAGCCCCAUGUGUGACUUUGUUCUGAGGAACAGCUGUGAUCAGACGGUGCUUCCGUUCCCCUGUGUCUACUCUGCCUGGAGGAAAGGUUGUGUGCUCUUUGAGCCUCGCGUGGGCCUGCUGGAGCCCCUCUCGUGGGUCCGCUUCAGGGUGAGGGUCCCUGGGGCCCAGAGGGUGAGCGUGGUGGGAGAGACACGAACUGAUCUGAAACUGAACAAGAGCAGAGUCUGGGAGGGCGACGUUUCAAGCGGAAAUGGUCUCCAACAACUGAAACUGGCUGCAGCCUUGGGGGAGUCCGGUGACAUGGCUGUUUUGUUGACCUUUGACAUCAAGCAGUUGGAGAGAGAAGUGUGAAAUCAAAAGGCUGCCAGAGUCCACAUGGACAGUUUCCUGAAUAUAGCUGUUAACUGCCAAAUGUUUAUUGAUAUGGACUGUGGUUGAAAAUAUUUGCAAACAAUUCAAACUGUGAGUCAUAAUCUUUCAGGUUUAACUGCCUUAACAUAACACAGAUGGAGCCAGGUUACUGCUAGUCAUAAUAAGCAGUAUAAAAUUAAAUUUGAAUGUGAACGAAAUGAAUAUGAUCCCGUUAGUGUGUAAACUAAACCUCGCAAGAUUUGAAAGCUGUUCUUUGAUCGAGGUAGUAUUCAGUAAAACAAUGACAAUGGUGCUCUGCUCUGGUGCUCAGGCGUGAUGUCACACAGAUCGAUCGUGCGCUCGUGCAUUACUGUUAGAGGAAGUAAAUCUGCAUUGUGAAUUGAUGGUUGUCAGAAGGCGUGAAAUAAAAAUAUACUGUGAAAACAUCUUAAU
Molecule: messenger RNA, 3057 nt
Organism: Scatophagus argus
Lineage: Eukaryota; Metazoa; Chordata; Actinopteri; Scatophagidae
Gene: ky
Product: kyphoscoliosis peptidase
Exons: 7
Coding region: 79-2604 (841 amino acids)
Source: RefSeq, a predicted model, not a curated record